Molecule: messenger RNA, 4666 nt
Organism: Spea bombifrons (plains spadefoot toad)
Lineage: Eukaryota; Metazoa; Chordata; Amphibia; Anura; Pelobatidae
Gene: PALM2AKAP2
Product: PALM2 and AKAP2 fusion
Exons: 11
Coding region: 281-4144 (1287 amino acids)
Biological process (GO): regulation of cell shape
Cellular component (GO): membrane
Source: RefSeq, a predicted model, not a curated record
AGCGAAGGGAAAAAAUUGCAGGCAAUGCUUGCACUCGACAGAUACAUGGUUCGUGUGACAGAAGCAUCAGUGCAAUGCUGCUAGUUAUUACCCAGCUGGGGGGCAAGCAGGCAGGCACUGGUCUACAGGGUAUAAGGCUCUGUCUCUGAGCCUCGCAAGUGCUUUCACUUCUCAGGGGGAAAAAAAAGCUGCUUUCUUAUUACAGAGCCAUUGGAGGAACCGCAAUUCCCUCGGUGACAGAACUAUUUUUUUUUUUUAAUCCUUCACUGACAUCUUAAGGAUGGCGGAGGCAGAGUUGCACAGGGAGCGGCUGCAAGCAAUAGCAGAAAAAAGAAAACGACAGGCUGCAAUUGAGGACAAAAGGCAGCAGCUCGACGACCAAAUUCUUCAGCUGCAGCAUCUGAAGUCUAAAUCACUCAGAGAGAAAUGGCUGCUUCAGGGAGUCCCAACUGGAUCAGCAGAGGAGGAAGAAUUAAGAAAGCAAUGUGAGGAGGAUGAGAAAAAACUAAAAGUUCUGGAAGAGAAUGUCCAAAGACUUGAACAGGAUAUUGAACAAUUGGAGAGUGAAGAGUCACUGAUUUCUGCCAAAGAACAAAUCCUCAGAGAAAAACUAAAGGAGACUGAAAUAUCAUUUGAAGACUUGCAAAAGAGUUUGUCAAAUCAGGAAAAGGAUGCGGUGAACUACAUCUACUCACAGAUCCCAGACCUCACAAACAUCUACUCCCAUCAACCCGAGACGCCUCCUGUGAGUGACAGAACAAGGGUAGCUACAUUGUACGCGAUGGAAAUUAAUGUGGAGAAAGACAGAAAGACAGGAGAGACCAAGAUUCUCUCUACAACAUCAAUUGACCCAGAGGGGGUCCAUCAAAGAGGAGUAAAAGUCUAUGAUGAUGGUAACAAAGUAGUUUAUGAGGUCCAUCAUGCGGGUACUGUGGUAGAAAAUGGCAUCCAUAAGUUAAGUUCAAGGGAUGUAGAUAAUCUUAUACAGAAAACUGCACAAUCAAAUGUAGGAGGGCAAGAAACUUUACCAGAAAGAACUGUAAUAUUUGAAGGGAACCCCAUCCAUGGGAAAGAACAAAUGACCUUCAAGGAAGCAAAGCUAGAGUUGGUACACAAACCAAACAAAGCACUUUCUUCAAACCCUGUGAAUGAGAAAGCAAGUAGUGGAAAUGAAAUGAGGGAUGCCACAUUAGACCAACCAGUAACCAUGAUAUUCAUGGGAUAUCAGAAUAUCGACGACGAAGAAGAGACUAAGAAAGUGUUGGGCUACGAUGACACCAUCAAAGCUGAGCUUGUUCUCAUUGAUGAAGAUGAUGAGAAGUCCUUAAGAGAGAAGACAGUGACUGAUGUGUCUACCGUGGAUGGGAACGCAGCAGAACUGGUCUCUGGGAAACUACUCACAGAGACCACAGAGCCCUCUUCUCCAGAGGGUAAAGAAGAGAGUCUUGUCACAGAACCAAUAACAGGACUGGAUAAGAAAUCUGUACACUUCAGUGACCUUGGAGAAUCCGGACUAGAAGACAACGGCAACUUGCAAAUAACAAAACCUCAAACGUUAGAGGAUGAUCUUAAAUUGAGAAAAGACCAAGAUCAAAAUAGUGCCAACACUUCUGACUGUACAAACCUUAUCUUAACAAACAAAGAAACUAUGGAGAUUGAGGUCCAGGUCUCAGAGCAUAAAGGCGUCACAUUGGUAAUGCCAGAUGAGCCACUUGACAAUCAAAUUGUUUUACUUUCUGCUGGUCAAAGCCAAAAUGGACUGAAAGAUAGACAUGAAUCAAUAGACAGUGAUGUUGCUAAGGAAAUCCGAUAUUUAGAUGAAGUAUUGGAAGCAAAUUGUUGUGAUACAUCUAUGGAAAACCCAUUCAAUGGCUCUUCUUCUCCCGAACCUACAACCAUAAUUGUUGAUGGGUCAGGACCUUCUGUCAGUGUUACAAAUGAGGAUUUUCCCUCCAAAGUAGAGUCUAUAGCAGUGGACCGUAAACCUCUUCCUAUAGUAGAGUUAAAUGAGCCUACUGAAGAGAGGGAGCCUCUUAAAAUGAAUGGUCAUUCACAUGGGGAACUGAAACAUGAAACAAAUGAGGAGUUCUUUAAUCCAGCAAGUCCAAAUUCUUCAAACAGUUCACGGAGGUCAUCUAGAGAUGGGGAAAAUAUGGUGAAAACUAUUAAAAAAGAGGCUAAAUUUGAGUUGCGUGCGUUUCAUGAGGAAAAGAAACCAUCAAAAUUAUUUGAAGAUUUUAAUGAAAAAGAACAUUUUAGGGUGCGGAAAGUGAGACCUUCAGAAGAGGUUCUAGAGCUAGAAAAGGAGAGAAUGGAACUUAUCAAAAGUCAAGCAGUAAAGAAAAACCCUACUAUUGCAACAAAGUGGUGGAAUCCACCACAGGAAAAAACUCUAGAAGAACAGUUAGAUGCUGAACAUUUAGAAUCGCACAUGAGGUACAAAGAACGUAAACAAAAACUGCAACAAGGAUCAUCUUUCCCACCACCAAUGAAAAGUACUACUACCCACUUUGUUCCUUCUGAGUCAACUGCAGUUAAUAAGGACGACAUUGUCACAGAACAAAUUGAUUUUUCAGCCGCAAGGAAACAGUUUCUUAACGACAAUACAGGUCAGCCUAACUUUAAAGGACCACCAAAGAAACCUGUUACACCUAUCCUUUAUUCAGUUAAGCCUUUCUAUAAAGUAAGCCCUGCAAGUCAUCCUCAAUCAUCCAUCACAGUGACAAAUCCGUUGCCUGCAUGUGGUGACAUGGCAAAUGUGGAAUCAGAUGAAAUGCCUGUGAUAAAAGCAGAGCUGGUGACUUGUGCAUCGGAAGAUCAGCAACCUGGCUCUCAGAGGCAUGUGGCAGAACCAUCGACAGAAUUCUUAAGUGCCACUGCAACAUUUUCAGUUGUGAAGGGUGAUGAAAGUGAUGUGUCAGACCAAUUUUCAAAAUCUGUCACAUUUUCUUCUCUUCCAGAGGAGCUGGACUCUGGUUUAGAUGACCUUUCCUUGAAAUCUCAGGACACUACAAUCAUGGAGACACUUUCAAAUGAUUUCAGCAUGGACAAUAUUAGCGACAGCGGUGCUUCAAUUGAGACCAUGAGUGCUGUACAUGAAAAUUCCCUCGGAGACAUCUCUCAAUCACAAACACCUCUUUAUGAUAACACCCCAUCUGAAGGCUCCAAGUUCUUUAGCGAUCAAGGUUUUUGUUCACCCUCAUCCACACUGCAUGAUUCCAUUUCUCUGGAUGAUCAAUUAGAGUAUCGUGCUGGUGUUUUGGUUCAUAACGUAAUUCAACAAGCUCUGGCAGAGAAAGCAGGAAUGAUCAGUUGCCCUGAAAACGACAGUCUAUCUGAUAGUAGGCACUUAAGUGAUAAUGAGAACGUAGAUGAGUCAAGAGUGGUCAUGAGCACGCCCACCCCACCAGUGAACACAGAAGCUUGUGACAAAGCAAUAUUUAAACCACCUCAGGUUUCAUCACCAGUACAAGAAGCCAAGGGGGUGACAGUGAUACCAAAGACUCCAGAACCAGAGAAGGAACCCCUGCGAAAAACAAUUCAACCCUUAAGCAUAGCUCCACUGACCACUGAAGAGAUCAUUGAAGAAAAUAAGCAAGAGAGUUACUUCAGUAAGUACUCCCAAGCUGCUGAGCUAAGAAGCACUGCUUCAAUUUUGGCUACACAAGAGCAAGAAAUUACCGUGGGGCCCUUUAAACUAAGAUCGAAGAAGCAGAAAACAUUAUCUAUGAUUGAGGAAGAGAUCAGAGCGGCGCAGGAGAGAGAACAGGAACUCAAGAGACAGAGGCAGAGCAUGUCAGGCCCACAAAGCCCUUCUAGCAAAAACGCACCAGUAGCGCCCACUAGAACAGUCUCCUACAAGACAGCUCCUGGGAAAAUCGAAAAGGUGAGGACCCCCACGUCACCAAGAGCUGAAUGUUCCCCAGGUCUGCCUGAUCAGAUUUCUGAAGAAGGGGCUGGAUCUCAGCGCCCUAAAAAUCUCAUGCAAACACUCAUGGAUGAUUUUGAGACACACAAAACUAAACGGCGUGAUCGAAUGGAUGAUGCUAGUGUCCUGGAAGCCGUAAGAGUAAACCGGAGGAAGAGUGCACUCGCUCUACGAUGGGAAGCUGGGAUAUAUGCCAAUCGUGAAGAGGAUGAAUAAGUAUUCCAUUCCUAAUGAGAGUAUAUCCAGAAACCAAAAAAGAAUCAUUUAAUCAUAUAUUUAUUGAACAUUAUACAAUCUGGGCAGCCCAAAUAGAGAUAAUGCUGACCUUGUUUGUAAGACGGAGAUAAAAAAUCGGCAGCAGUUGGUGUGCAUACAAGACCAGCUGAGCUUUGGUGGACUCUCAGGAAAAUGGUCUCUGGCAGGAGGAGCAGCCCCUACAUGGCAGAGCACAGCUUAUUUGAUGUCCAAAACCAGACACUAAAAAAAGUGGGCAGAUGCUUCCUUUAAAAAGGAAAUAAAGGACUUGUUUGAAAUGGACCACUUUAAGAUGGGAUGUAUUUGGGCAAUACAUCCCACAAGAGGAGCAUUGUAUGUUUCAAAUGGGACAGAGGUCCAUUUGCACGUGUCUGUGGGUUUGUCUUCUUGUGGAGCACAAUCAUAAUAACUAACACCCUUAUUGUAGCCAUAAUAUGUCGUUUUAUGCUUGGAUUUCUUAGCAGUUGUAAUGGAAAAGAAAAA